ACGGCUAGGAACCGUUUCAUUAUAUGGUGGCCUACCGCCAUCACCAUAGUCCUUCUGACAGGGACUACGUACGCUGGAAAAUUCUUUUUAACAUAAAUGCUCGCAAAAAAAUCCUUGAGCUACUUUUCAAACCCUGUGAUUCUCAAGUCGUUAAGAUUCCAGUUACACAAAUACUCCCUACUCCAGUAUGGUGGGAACAAAGCAACCAGCAGACCAAUACCGCCCGCCUCUAGAUUCCCCUUCGAGCUCUGUCGACGACACUGGAGAUGCAGAUACCAGUGCUGGAGUUGGAAUCCUAGCUGAAGCAGGUGGUGCGAGCGCCCGUAGUAGUGACAAGAGGCCACAAACGAGUAUGGAGCAUGCGGCUCGAGCUAAGCGUUUGACAAUCAGUGCACAUGCUCCUAGCAACCCCUCUGAGCUUGAUGCGGUAGAGCUAUCUGUGAGUGGUAGCUCAAAGGGGGGUGAGGACUUGUGCGAAGAAUGCGCUACCAUCUGCUUUGAUGAGGAGACAAUCAUGUCGCAGAUGUCCUCCCUCCAGUCGUCGAAAUAUAUCCAUGGGUUUGUAAAGCUGGAUGAGAAGUGUAUGCUUUGCGAUUUGUUUCGGAAAACAAUCGAACACUAUAAAAUUACAGGCCCCACCGGAAGCCAUCCAUUCUACUGCAUCGAGGCCAUAAGAUUCGAUGGCGUCCCGGGUGUCAUGUUGAAAUUGUCGCAAUUAAAGGACUUGGGGAAAUCUGGAUGGCUCCUCUUCGGCUCCAACAGUGCCUUUCCUGGCGCUGAGCGGUUGUUCGCACGAGAUAUUCAGUCAGAUAAAAUCAAUUGGGCCGCUGUGAAACAGUGGUUGCAGUACUGCGACACGGAGCACGAAGAUAGCUGCGGAUCGGUGAAAAUGAUGCAACUCCCUGGUUUUCGGGUAAUUGAUUGCACGACUCGGAGAAUCGUGGAGGCGCCGAAGGAGUGCAAAUUUGUUGCACUGAGCUAUGUCUGGGGCUCUGAUUCUUCACCAGGUUUGCGCCUGAAGCUUCCAACAAAGGUUCCGCUGUUGAUCGAGGACGCUAUAACAUGUACAAAGGCGAUUGGUCUCCGUUAUCUCUGGAUCGAUCGGUACUGCAUCGAUCAGGAGUCCGGUGAUUCCAAGCAUACUUUGAUCCGGAAUAUGGAUCAGAUAUACUCGGGCGCAGCAGUGACAAUCAUCAAUGUUGCAGGAACAAGCUCGCAUAGUGGUCUGCCUGGGGUCUCGCACACAACUCGACGUCCACUUGCAUCUGUCUCCGUUCACAACAAGAGCACAAGUCUCAGGUUGUUGCCGAACAGCAGAGCAGAAGUAGCAGAAAGUAAGUGGUCGACGCGCGGUUGGACUUACCAAGAAGGCCUUCUUCCUCGCCGUCGGUUGGUUUUCACUUCAUCGCAGAUCUAUUUCCAACGUUUGGAAAUGCAUUCCUGUGAGGUGUUACCUAUUCACUUUCUUACCAGAGAUACAACAACAACAUUCGGACGUGCGUUGGGGCGAAAAAUGCGCGUGUUUCCUUCUCUAAGUCGAAUGGCGUACGCUGACACAGUAGAACUGCGCAUCGAGGAGUACCUACAGCGAGAGCUAUCGUAUGAGUCGGACGUGCUCAAUGCGAUCAUGGGUAUACUCCGGCACAUAUGUGUCCACUUCUGGGGCCUUCCUAUCGAUUCUCCAAGACGCUAUUGUCCCCGAGCAUUUGGUGCCAACGAAGGCUUCCUGGCAGCUCUGAUGUGGAUACCAGAGGCCGAGGGAUCGAAGUUGGGAAUCAGUAGGAGAGCAGGGUUCCCUUCGUGGAGCUGGGCUGCGUGGAAAGGUAUCACAGGCAUUGGAAAGACGUACUUGCUAUACUAAAAACCUUGAUGUCGAGGUAAAGAUUCGAGAUCAGACCGGUCGGACGUGGAGCAUGGCCGAGUAUAAUGAAGAGAUGACGCAAAAAAUUAGUAUAUAUCGCUUCG
Cucurbitaria berberidis CBS 394.84 is the source of this 1965-nucleotide messenger RNA. Its product is annotated as HET-domain-containing protein. The record is from RefSeq and is a predicted model, not a curated record. Bases 188 to 1861 code for a protein of 557 amino acids. NCBI's taxonomy places the organism in Eukaryota, Fungi, Ascomycota, Dothideomycetes, Pleosporales, Cucurbitariaceae. The transcript has 2 exons.